AUGCUGUCUUUUAUCUCCGUCUUGGGUGUGAUGAUCAUGGCGAUGGUCAUCGCGAAACUUCUUUCUGUUGGCCAUCGUCCCAAGAACUUGCCCCCCGGCCCUCCCACAUUACCCAUCAUUGGCAAUAUUCAUCAGAUGCCGAGUCGUGAUGCACACGUCCACUUCGAGAAAUGGGCUCGCGAGUAUGGUCCAAUAUACAGCCUGAUGCUGGGGACAAAAUGCUUGAUUGUCAUCUCCAGUGCCGAAGCGAGCAAGGAACUUCUCGAUCGCCGGAGUAAGAUCUACUCGGACCGUCAAGAUAUGUAUAUCGGCCAGACAUUGUGUAGCGGUGGCCUUCGCGUCUUGAUGAUGCGGUAUGGACCAACCUGGCGAAUGUCCCGGAAGCUGACCCACGGGUUACUGAAUGUCGUCAGUUCGAAGAACUAUAUACCCUACCAGGUGCUGGAAAACAAGCAAAUGCUGUAUGAAUUCUUGACGCGGCCCAACGGAUUUCUCAAGCACAUCCGCCGCUACUCGAAUGCGCUGACCACAACGAUGGUCUAUGGUUGGCGAACGUCCACCUACGAGGAUCCCAAGAUAAAGCAGCUUUUCGAGGGCGUGGCGGAAUUCGCGGCCUUGACACAGACAGGCACGGCAGCAAUCAUCGACUUCUUCCCUUGGUUGGGACGAUUGCCAGAUUCUCUGAUCUCUGCGCAGAAAAAGGCCAAGGCGCUCCACAAACGCGAAAAGCCACUCUACCUGGGCCAUUGGCUGCGGGCUAAAGAAGAGAUCGAGGCCGGAUGCAUCAAACCCUGUUUCUGCGUUGGGAUGUUCGAAUCUCAGAAGCGAGAACUAUUCGGCGAUGACCAGGCCGCCUAUAUUUCGGGAACGCUGCUCGAAGCGGGCUCCGAUACGACGUCCAACACUCUGUACGCCUUUGUGCAGGCAAUGCUCCUGUUCCCGGACGUUCAACGCAGGGCGCAGGCAGAGAUAGACCAGGUUGUGGGACCGGAUCGCCUGCCGGUGAUGGAUGAUCUGUCCAAACUGCCAUACAUCCGUGCCUGCAUGAAGGAAACCUUGCGGUGGAUGCCGACCGCCAUUCUCGGCGCCGUGCCUCACGCCGUCACGCAGGAUGACGAGUACAUGGGAUACCUGAUCCCCAAGGGGGCGGGGAUCCUGCACAACGUGUGGGCCAUUCAUAUGGAUCCAAAACGUCACCCGAAGCCCCGUGAAUUCAACCCCGACCGGUACCAGGGCGACGAGCAGAGCCUCCACGAUGCCGCGACGAACCCGGACGCUGCACAACGCGAUGUGUUCACUUUCGGUGCCGGACGUCGUAUCUGUCUAGGCAUCCACGUGGCUGAGCGUAGCUUGUUCCUCGGCAUGGCGGGGAUUCUAUGGGCCUUUGAGAUUUCCCCGGCACAGGAUGACAUGGGACGGCCAAUCCUCCCAGAUGCGGACCGGCUGACCCAAGGGUUUGUAUGUCUGCCAGAGCCGUAUCCUGCAGAGAUUCGACCUCGGACGAGAGAGAAGGCCGAAUUGAUCCGAACGGAGUGGAAACGAGCAGAAGAGGUGUGUCUGGACAGUAAGACCAAACAAUGGCUGGAUGCUGCUGCGGAGUAG
This is a messenger RNA of Aspergillus steynii IBT 23096, 1602 nucleotides long. Its product is annotated as cytochrome P450. The record is from RefSeq and is a predicted model, not a curated record. Gene Ontology annotation, molecular function: oxidoreductase activity, acting on paired donors, with incorporation or reduction of molecular oxygen; iron ion binding; monooxygenase activity. Bases 1 to 1602 code for a protein of 533 amino acids. The transcript is spliced from 4 exons. NCBI's taxonomy places the organism in Eukaryota, Fungi, Ascomycota, Eurotiomycetes, Eurotiales, Aspergillaceae.